GUUUGGAUCAGACGGACAUUUAAGACAAGCCAUGUGAGGUGAGUCGGCACAGUUUGAACAACGUUAUUUGGAUGACAAUAGACGGCAUGCAGCGAAGUGUUUACAGCACUGUGGGAAAAAAAGAGAUGGCCGGGAAGUGCUUUGUGUGCGAUCUACUCCGGAACAUGAUCACCUUGAUGAAAAAGAGCCAGUGGAUGAACAUCUCCUCCUGAGAUAACCCCAGCAGCACUGUGUCCGUGUCCCAAUGCCUGAGGAACCAUGAUCUCCACAGCUCUCCGCCUGCUGGUUCUGGUGCCUUUUAUCAUUCUGACCAUUGUUGGGAACGUGCUGGUGUGUUUGGCUGUGGGGCUCAGCCGUCGACUGUGGCGCAUCACCAACUGCUUUGUGGUGUCCCUGGCGGUGACGGAUCUCCUGCUCGGCCUGCUGGUGAUGCCCCUUUCUGCCACUGUGGAGCUGCGCAGCGGACAUUGGCCCUUCGGAGGAGCUCUGUGUAACAUCUACAUCUCACUGGAUGUCAUGCUGUGUGCAGCCUCCAUCCUGACCCUGAUGGCCAUCAGCGUGGACCGAUACCUAGCCAUUUCAGCUCCCCUUAGCUAUUCCCGGAGAGUUACGCCUGUGAGGGUGACACUGGCCAUAAUCACCAUCUGGGCCUUGUCACUAGCUGUGUCCUUUGUGCCCAUCCACCUGGGCUUGAACACAGCGGACUACAGAGUGCAGCACUUGGACUGGGUCAUGGGAGAUGAGGUCAAGGAGGGACACUACUGCCAGUUUGAGUGGAAGAACAACUAUGUUCUCAUUUAUGCCUUUGGCUACUUUUACCUGCCUCUGCUGCUUAUGUGUGGAAUGUAUCUUUGCAUUUUCAGAGUGGCACGAAAACAGGUGCGGCGUAUUCGUGCUGCCACGCCAUCAUUUGCGCGCGCAGCAUCGAUUGCAGCCACAGCCCGGGAGCACAAAGCUACAAUGAGCCUGGCAGCUGUGCUGGGGGCCUUUGUCAUCUGCUGGUUCCCCUACUUCACCUUCUUCACCUGCAUGGCCAUCAAGAAAAAGACGUACGCCCCAAACACACUUAGCUCUGUGGUCCUGUGGCUGUGCUACUUGAAUUCAGCUCUGAACCCCAUCCUGUAUCCAGCCUUCAACAGGGAUUUCCGCAGGGUCUACGGAGAGCUCCUCCGCUGCCGAGGACUGUCUCGCAGAAACCUGCAGCUUACUCGUGUGUCCGUGCAUAAACAAAUGAACCUUACUAACGGACAAAGAGUUUCCCAACGGUCGGAAACACAUACAGACACGGUUAAUGAAGAAACUGAGGGGGAAGAGCCGGAGAGAAACGGUAUCCCUGAUGUGCCUCGGUGAAAUGCCCAGGAUGUGUCGUGCCAAAGAUAACGCAAUUACAACAUGAUGAACAUACAAAGCUGUUUUUGCACCGGACACAAACAUGAAGCCAAUCCAAUGUGCAUGUGUAAAUAAUAAUAAUCAAGGCAAUUCACAGUCCUCAUCUGUCUGUUUAUUAGACAGGUGUAUAUAGCGAACUGCAGUGUAAUUCAAAAUAAAGAGUAGGCAGA
Cyclopterus lumpus (lumpfish) is the source of this 1559-nucleotide messenger RNA. It is a transcript of the gene hrh2b, whose product is annotated as histamine receptor H2b. Bases 259 to 1350 code for a protein of 363 amino acids. NCBI's taxonomy places the organism in Eukaryota, Metazoa, Chordata, Actinopteri, Perciformes, Cyclopteridae. Gene Ontology annotation, cellular component: membrane. Gene Ontology annotation, molecular function: G protein-coupled receptor activity. The record is from RefSeq and is a predicted model, not a curated record. Gene Ontology annotation, biological process: adenylate cyclase-activating adrenergic receptor signaling pathway. The transcript has 3 exons.